GCACACUUUUCGAACCUUCGAUUCUUCCACUCAACGAGUCGACCAAUCUAACGCCAAAAGCAGUCGCCAUGUCGGACGGAAAGGACAAGAGCGCAAACCCCAUGCGCGAGCUGCGCAUCCAGAAGCUCGUGCUCAACAUCAGUGUUGGCGAGUCUGGUGACAGACUUACCCGUGCUGCUAAGGUGCUCGAGCAGCUGAGCGGUCAGACUCCAGUCUACAGCAAGGCUCGCUACACUGUCCGUACCUUCGGUAUCCGUCGUAACGAAAAGAUUGCCGUCCACGUUACCGUCCGUGGCCCCAAGGCCGAGGAGAUCCUCGAGCGUGGCCUCAAGGUCAAGGAAUACGAGCUGAGAAAGAAGAACUUCUCCGAGACCGGCAACUUCGGCUUCGGUAUCAGCGAGCACAUCGAUCUCGGUAUCAAGUACGACCCUGGUAUCGGUAUCUACGGUAUGGACUUCUACUGCUGCAUGACCCGCCCUGGUGAGCGUGUUGCCAAGCGCCGCCGCUGCAAGUCUAGCAUCGGUUCCAACCACAAGAUCACCCAGGCUGAGACCAUCAAGUGGUUCAAGAACCGCUUCGACGGCAUUGUCCGGUAAAUAUUCCGUCCAUGGGUCUGCGAAGGGGCCGCUUUGGGGUUGUGUGUUUUAUGAUGAAUCGAUAAAAAAGGCGGGCGUUUCUCUACAUUGCCGCUCUGCUCUGAAAUGCUUCUCUCUACCACGGCAU
This is a messenger RNA of Aspergillus novofumigatus IBT 16806, 723 nucleotides long. Its product is annotated as 60S ribosomal protein uL5. NCBI's taxonomy places the organism in Eukaryota, Fungi, Ascomycota, Eurotiomycetes, Eurotiales, Aspergillaceae. Gene Ontology annotation, molecular function: structural constituent of ribosome; RNA binding. The transcript is spliced from 4 exons. Gene Ontology annotation, cellular component: cytosolic large ribosomal subunit; ribosome. The coding region runs from base 69 to 596 and encodes 175 amino acids. Gene Ontology annotation, biological process: translation. The record is from RefSeq and is a predicted model, not a curated record.